CGCAAAAAAUGCCCUUUGCUUGCUUCAUUGCUCCAUCUCCAACUCCCUCUCCCUCUCCCUCUCCCUCUUCCUCUCCUCCUCUCCAAUGCCACCGUUCCCGAGAGGAGCAACCUCCUCCUCCUCCUCCCUCCACCAUCUCCAUCGUCUCCAUCUCCAUCUCCAUCUCCAUCUCCAUCGUCUCCUCCGCAGCUUCGCAACCUCGGCGGUGGGCUCCGUGUGGAGCUUCGGCGACAACAGCAAUGGCGCCGUGGGGGGGCUCCCCCCGCUCGUCGACGCCUACGAGCCCCUCAGAGUCCCCUCCCUCCCCUCCUUUGCGAUCGCCUCCCUCGCCGUCGGCCACUACCACUCCCUCGCCAUCGCCGCCGACGGCCACCUCUGGUCCUGGGGCCGCAACGCCGAGUCCCAGCUCGGCCGCCCCUCCCUCAGAGAAACAUGGAGCAUUCCUCAAAGGGUCGUAGGAUUGGAUAACGUGAAAGUUCGGGCUGCUGCUGCAUCAGGUGUUGUUUCUGCCGCUAUUGGUGAUGAUGGUUCUUUGUGGGUAUGGGGAAGAUCCAAGCGCGGCCAACUUGGUCUUGGCAGAGAAAUAACAGAAGCUACAAAACCUUGUAGAGUAGAGGCACUUGCAGGGCAUGAUGUAGUUAAGGUCUCAUUCGGAUGGGGACAUGCAUUUGCGUUGACUAAGGACGGAAAAAUAUUUGGCUGGGGUUAUUCAGAAGAUGGGAGGUUAGGACAAAUGGGGCAAAUAUUUGAUGCAACUUCUAAGCAACCACCUGAUUUGGACAAACACAGGGACAAAUCCAAGUCUAUGCUAGAAAUUGCUGAGGAACUUGUCGCGGAAAGAAUAGAGAGAGAGGAUAACAUGCCUAUCAUCUGGGAACCAUCUCUCAUUCGGGAACUGAGUGAUAUUAACGUGUCCGAUGUAUCUUGUGGGCUCGACCAUUCUCUUGUUCUAUGCUGUGAUGGAACUCUUUUGAGCUGCGGAGACAAUACAUACGGCCAGUUGGGCCGUACAACUGAAGGAUCAAAGUUGCUCCCCGUCGAAACAAACUUCAACUUUAAACCCCUCUCAGUAUCAGCAGGCCUUGGCCACUCUUUACUUUUAUGCAAGACGGAAUCUGAGCAUGAAAACGAAUCCAAUGCAGUUCUUUCCUGGGGAUGGAAUCGAAGUUCUCAGCUCGGUCGACAGGGCCAAGAAGGCAUUCCACUAUUAGUCGAGGGCCUGAGUGGAGAAGAUCCAAUUGCUGUGUCGGCGGGCCGGGUUCAUUCGAUUGCUCUAACUUCAAAGGGUGAAGUGUGGGUGUGGGGGUCGGGCCGGAACGGCCGGCUAGGGCUGGGGAGCUCGACGGACGAGGUGGAGCCUGCGCUUUUAGAGUGUUUAGAAGGGUUUCAGGUUUUGCAAGCGGCGGCAGGGUUCGACCAUAAUCUGCUACUUGUUGCUGAAUAGUUCAAGUUGCUUGUGGAGAGUGCAGACUUCCUCAACUACAGACCAUUUUGAAGUAAGCACCUUUCUUACCUCUCCUUUUUUUUCCUGUAAUUGACAGCACCUCAACUUUCUCUUGCUUCAUUUUGAGUUGGUUCCGGCUGAGCUGGGGAUUCUGGUGAAUUAACAAAAACUUCUUUGACGAUUCGAAAGAAAAGGCAGAAAAUCAUUAUCAAUUUUUACAGAAUCCCCAAUUAAUUGACGAAACAAUUCAAAUCGAAACAAGCCGAAGUUGAUGAGGAGUUUCGAUAAAAAAAAAACAGAAAAAAACGAAAAAGAAAAAAACUUGGGGAGGCCUUUUGCGAAUUGGCCUAUAGUUGAGGGGGUCUUUGUAUAUUUUCAGCUUCUUCUUGUCAUCUAUUGGAUGACUAUAAGGGCUUGUUUGUUUCACCGAAACUGGACCUUGGGUUGAAAUGGAGUUCAGAUAAAAAACUAUUUUUUUUCUGCUA
Molecule: messenger RNA, 1929 nt
Organism: Ananas comosus (pineapple)
Lineage: Eukaryota; Viridiplantae; Streptophyta; Magnoliopsida; Poales; Bromeliaceae
Product: ultraviolet-B receptor UVR8
Exons: 4
Coding region: 86-1444 (452 amino acids)
Source: RefSeq, a predicted model, not a curated record